AUGCCGGCGGAGGAGCUUCUGAACAUUCAACCAGUCAUCAGGAGCAUCAUUCAGAACAUCAUCAGGGACAAGAGAGUCAUGGGAAUAACGAACAUCAUGGCAGUCAUGAACAACAUGAAGGUUGCGCGAGACAUCGAGGAUUACGAGAAGUACCUUCGCGAGUCAAGCGACUACAGCUAUGAGCGAGAAGAGCGCGACAGGAGAUCCGGAAUCGAGCCCAACAUGCACAACACUGUCCCGCAGCGUUACCCUCAUAGCGACGGAGCCGACCUCGGAGACAACUGGAUCUCGGGCUUCGACCAGCAGCACAAAGACGGGACUGGGGACAGGUUCAGAUCUCCCAGGGACCCGAGGAGCGCGUCGCCUUUCUCGGAGGCAGGAGCGUUCUUCGGCCAGGCGGACCGAGACAGGACAGACCCGCUCUACAGCAAGGACGCCCGACUGUCCGAGGCGGACAAGGAGAGGCUGCAAGACCAGCGGCUGCUGCAGUUCGCGCACUCGGAGUACGGGUCGGACCACAAGUCUCCGCUGGAUCCUGAGCUGCUCAAGAUGGUGUGGGGAGACGCCGCACAGUACAUGCAGGACUCGUACGGGUAUCCCUCGGACUCGUUCCCGUCUACGAGGCAGAUGAAGAAGCAGCUGAUGAACACGGUGACGAAAAGCGUGCUGGAAGCUCGAUACGACCGCAAGAAAGGGUUUCCCAGGGUCACGCCGCUUGUCGAGCGAUGCAGGCGGACGUGCAGCCGAUGUCCGUUGAAGGAGGUGCUCGAGCGGAGGCACACAGCUUGCAAGGCACCAGACUGCAGGCCAGGCAAGUGCUCCAAGAGCGACGACCCGUUGACGAAGCAGAUCGCCAGGGGAUCUCUCAACGGGAAGGCUGAUCCGUUCGGCUUCCAAGGGGAGCUUGAAGACGAGGAGCUGCCGGAGGAGUUGGUGGCCCGGACUCUUCAUCGUUCUGGCGAGCCCAUCACCGACACCUUUGUCAAUGGCUGGGACAUGCACAACGGAGGCGACUUCAUGACGAGGGAUUAG
This is a messenger RNA of Guillardia theta CCMP2712, 1032 nucleotides long. RefSeq lists its product as hypothetical. NCBI's taxonomy places the organism in Eukaryota, Cryptophyceae, Pyrenomonadales, Geminigeraceae. Bases 1 to 1032 code for a protein of 343 amino acids. The transcript has 8 exons. The record is from RefSeq and is a predicted model, not a curated record.